Molecule: messenger RNA, 1437 nt
Organism: Melitaea cinxia (Glanville fritillary)
Lineage: Eukaryota; Metazoa; Arthropoda; Insecta; Lepidoptera; Nymphalidae
Product: piggyBac transposable element-derived protein 3-like
Exons: 1
Coding region: 1-1437 (478 amino acids)
Source: RefSeq, a predicted model, not a curated record
AUGGCUUCCAGAAGCUUAGGGGAAGAUGAAAUUACGCAGUACCUCUUUGAUUAUGAGGCUAGUGAGGAUGGAUUUGAUGGUGACGAUGACAGCGUUGCGGACCCAUCUUUUAUUCCCGAUCUGGAGUCCCCCUUUGAAGAGGGACCUUUUGAAACGGUUGAAGGAUCGAGUAUCGACGGAAUUAUUGAGAACCUUGAGCACGAUGUAAGUACUUCUCAACACCUAGACACCACGGAACCUUCUCUUAAGCCAGGACCGUCGGUACGUCGUCAAAGCAAGCCUAAACUUAAUGUACGCUGGAAAAAGAAGAACCUGGAACUAAAUGACCACCAGAUCCAUUUUACGGGCGAUGAAACCUUGCCACCAGAGUUUUUAGACCUCAAUAGUCCUAUCCAGUUCUUUUUUAAACUUUUUCCCAAAGAAUUGAUUGAAGAAAUUGCCAAUCAAACUAAUCUGUAUAUUGUUCAGAAAGAUCCGAGUAUGGCUUUUCGUGUUACUGAAACUGAUAUACAACAAUUUAUCGGACUUGUAUAUAUUAUGUCGUUAGUACAUCUUCCAAGGGUAACAAAGCAUUGGAGUGGUAAUUUAGGAACACCCCUGGUACAAAAUACAAUGCCAGUUAAUAAAUUUGAAAAAAUCAGGCGUUUCAUACAUUUCAAUGAUAAUUCAAAAAAUGUUCCUCGCGAUCAUCCUAACCACGAUCGAAUUUUUAAGAUUAGACCGGUCGUAAAAAAAUUAAAUGAUAUCUGCCAAAAUGUGCCAUAUGAAAAGUAUCUUUGUAUUGAUGAGCAAAUUUGCUCUACCAAAGCAAGACACAAUUUGAAAAGAUAUAAUCCUAAAAAGCCGAAUAAAUGGGGUUACAAAAUCUAUGUCCUAAGUGGUGUAAGUGGAUUUGCAUACAAAUUUGAGCCGGAAACAGGAGCAGAAAAUAAAGUUGAGUUUACUGAGCCUGAUUUGGGUGCUGCAUCAAAUGUUGUUGUCAGACUUUCACGUGAAAUACCUCGAAAUAAAAAUUACCGCUUAUAUUUCGACAAUUAUUUUACGUCUUUGUCACUCUUGGAAUACCUGUCUAAACAAGGCAUACUAAGUCUUGGUACCAUCCGACGUAACCGAAUACCAGACUGUAAACUGCCAACGGAUAAAGAGAUCUCAAAAAAAGAACGUGGCUACUCGGUGGAGUACGUUGGUAGCGUCGAAGGAACGGAGAUAUCCACAGUCGCCUGGAAAGACAAUAAAGUUGUUACACUUGCAUCAAGUUUUGUGGGUGAGCUACCCAAGUCACAAGUCACAAGGUACGACAAGGUGAAUAAAAGAUAUAUGACCAUUGACUGCCCAAAGAUAGUUGGGGAAUAUAAUCGCCAUAUGGGCGGCGUCGAUUUGAUCGACAGCAUAAAGGCCUAUUCAAACCUGAGCGAUAUUCGCUGCCACUGUGGGUAG